Molecule: messenger RNA, 3837 nt
Organism: Colletes gigas
Lineage: Eukaryota; Metazoa; Arthropoda; Insecta; Hymenoptera; Colletidae
Gene: Oseg4
Product: WD repeat-containing protein 35
Exons: 2
Coding region: 175-3729 (1184 amino acids)
Biological process (GO): non-motile cilium assembly; intraciliary retrograde transport; protein localization to cilium
Cellular component (GO): non-motile cilium; intraciliary transport particle A
Molecular function (GO): protein binding
Source: RefSeq, a predicted model, not a curated record
GUAACUGUUUCUUCAAUUUUGUUUUUAUAAAACUCGUAUAAAUCAUUCAAAUUGUUUGAUGACGGAUCAUAAAUAAUGUUUAUUAAUUGACAAGGGUUAUAAGCGUAAUCGCUGUGUAAUAAUUUUAUCUAAUAAGAAAAAAUAUAUAUCGAAUACAUAUUCCACUUUAAUAAAAUGUUUGUGUAUCUGAGUAAAAAGAUAGCUAUACCAAAUAAUUUUCGGCUUAAUUGUAUAGCAUGGAAUCAGAAAGAAGGUUAUAUAGCAGUUGGAGGAGAAGAUGGACUAUUGAAAGUGCUUAGAGUGGAUUCCAAUGCUAAUAGUUCUACCAGUGGUGGGAAGUCCCGUAAUUUAACUGCUGCUAGUAAUUUAAGUAUGAAUCAGACUUUAGAAGGUCAUAAUAGCCAUGUACAAGUAGUCACUUGGAACGAACAGCACCAGAAAUUGACCUCUAGCGAUCAAAAUGGUGUGAUUAUUGUUUGGAUGUUAUACAAAGGCUCUUGGUACGAUGAGAUGAUAAACAAUUGUAAUAAAUCAGUUGUCAAAGGAAUGGCAUGGAGUUUGGAUGGUUUAAAAAUUUGCAUAGUUUAUGAAGAUGGAGCAGUUAUUGUUGGUUCUGUUGAAGGCAAUAGAAUUUGGGGAAAAGAAUUGAAGAAUAUAUCUCUUGCUGCUGUGCAAUGGUCCCCGGAUGGGAAAUUACUGCUGUUUGGUUUAAAAAAUGGCGAAGUUCAUCUUUAUGACAAUCAAGGGGUCUUUUUAACAAAGUUGUCUAUGAUACCAGUCAACAGUGGCCAGGCUCCAACAAUAAUGGCACUGCAAUGGUAUGAUGGAAGAAAUGGCUAUAUUGCUUCUGAUUGCCCUACUCUAGCUAUUUGUUAUAGAAAUGGUAAAAUACAACUUAUGAGAGGUACAAAUGAUGAUAAUCCAAUUGUAAUAGAAACUGGUAUGACAACAGCAUGGUGUUGUUGGAAUAGUUGUGGUUCUUUAUUGGCAGUAACAGGUCUGAUGCCAAUGUUAGGUAAUGGGGAAACAAAAGGCACUAAUGUCAUUCAGUUCUAUACUCCGUUUGGUAAACAUAUGAGAACUCUGAAAGUACCUGGUAGAGAGGUUACAUGCUGUGCAUGGGAAGGAGGAUCUCUCAGAGUAGCUUUGUCGGUUGAUUCUCAUAUAUAUUUUGCAAAUAUCCGUUUGGAUUACAAGUGGACAUACUUCAGUAACACAGUUGUGUAUACAAAUGAAAAGAUCAGCAAAGACGGCAUUUCUAUUAUGUUUUGGAACACAGUCAAUAAUACAUGUUGCAAUAAAUAUGUAAGAGCAUUAAUAUCGUUAGAUUCGUAUGGAGAUCAUUGCGUGUUAGCAGUGAAGAAUAACAUGGUACAAGGAUCUGAACAAUUCGCUCUUUUAGUUUGCAAUUCAAUAGCCACUCCAAUAGAUACAAAGUUCAUAGAUUUGGAGCCACUAUGGGUGACCAUGACAAACAGUGUCGUCAUUACUGCAUCCAAAAAUAAUUUUCUGGUAUGGAGUUACCGCACUCCGCGUAAUAGCAUGUUGCAUACAGGGCGUCUUAAGAAAGAUAAAAUUUAUCAUAUAGACGAAACUCCGACCGGCGUGACAGAAGUAAUCCAAGAUUUAGACAAAGACAGAUCUUUUGUAACACCUAUCAAUACUAAAGCUACCAUGGACCCUAUUUGUUGCCUAUCCGCGACUGACAAUGUCUUAUUGGUAGGCAGAGAAUCAGGAAUGAUUCAGCGGUAUUCCUUACCGCAGAUAACUCUCACAAAUAGGUACAAUACGGCCUGUAAACUUUUUAAAAUUGCAAUUAAUUGCGACGCGUCACGGGUAUCCAUCAUAGAUACAACUGGUGUUUUGACUAUGCUGGAUUUGGAUGCAGAUUCUAAAAAAAACAGUUUCAAGGACGGAGAGUCGGCAGAUGGUGUAAACAAAUUUGAAAGAAAAGAUGUAUGGGCCAUGUGUUGGGCGCAAGACAAUCCAACUUUAUUGGCAAUCAUAGAGAAGACCAGAAUGUAUGUCCUAAGAGAAUAUGAUCCCGAAGAACCAAUAUCGUGUUCUGGAUAUAUUUGUUCGUUCCAAGAUUUAGAGAUACGAUGUGUCCUGUUGGAUGAUCUUAUGCAAAAACCGGAGGAUACAAAAAACGAAUUGAUAGUAGAUUUAGAAGUAAAGUCUUUGAGAGACACGAGAGAGCUAUUGGAUAAAGUGGGACUGAAGGAAGCCAAUAACUUCAUUCAGGACAACCCGCAUCCACGAUUGUGGCGUUUGUUGGCGGAGUCGGCGCUGAAGAAGCUGGACUUGGAAACUGCGGAAAACGCGAUGGUCCGUUGUACGGAUUACUUGGGCAUACAGUUUAUAAAACGUCUGCAGAACGUGCACAACGAUCAGUUGAAGAAAGCUGAGGUAGCGGCGUACCUUGGUAACUACGAUGAAGCGGAGAAAUUAUACUUAGACAUGGAUAGAAGAGAUUUGGCGAUCUCAUUGCGUCAGAAACUGGGGGACUACUUUCGCGUGGUGCAGUUGAUGAAAAUGGGUAUCGGUGGAUCUGACAAACAGAUGGAGUAUGCUUAUAACAAAAUUGGAGAAUAUUAUGCCGAACGACAGAAUUGGGAGGGGGCGAGGGAGUACUACGAAAAGAGCAGAAAUUUGGAGAAGCUGGUGGAGUGUUACUACAAGUUGGAAGACUUUAUUCAGUUGGCAGGAACUGUGCAACAAUUACCAGACAAGAGUCCCUUAUUGAAGACAGUGGCAAGGAUGUUAGCGUCUGUGGGCAUGUGCUCCCAGGCAGUUGCAGCUUAUAUAAAAUACGGGGACGUGAAACUAGCCGUGGAUACUUGUGUCCGACUUAAUCAUUGGGACCAGGCGGUCGAAUUGGCCAGGACCUAUAAAAUGGCCCAAAUUGGCGAAUUAUUAAAUAAGUACGCCACUCAUCUUUUGUCCAAUGGCAAGAGAUUGCAGGCAGUAGAACUGUACAAGAAAGCAAAUUACAAUCUGGAAGCAGCAAAGUUACUCUUUCAGUUGGCCGAGGAGCAGACGAAAACUAGAACAAAUCCCUUGCGCGUGAAGAAGAUCUAUGUUCUGGCAGCACUGCUGAUCGAGGAUCAUAUUAACAGUACUCCGGCAAUUAAAGGGGCCCGAAGCAACGUUGUGAUGGGUAUAGCAGAGAACAAUGAAGAUACACGUAUCAUAGAGAAUGCCUGGAAGGGCGCAGAAGCGAAUCACUUUCUUUUAUUGGCUCAUAGACAAAUAUAUUCAGGAAACAUUGAUGCAGCCAUGAAAACAGCCUUGCGACUCCGAGAGUACGAGGACAUUUUGGAACCUGAGGAUAUUUACUGUCUACUUGCUCUGUCCAGCGCAGUUAAUCAUGCUUUUGCUGUCUGUUCCAAGGCGUUCAUUAAAUUAGAAUCGUUGGAAAGUAUCUCGGAAUCGACCAGAGAAGAGUACGAAGAUUUGGCGGUGGAUAUUUUCACCAAAAACAGCCCGAAAGAUGUACGCAACUCUAAAACGGAGUGUGCGAAUUGCGAAAGUCUUGUACCAGAUUGGUGCGUCGCGUGUCCUAAUUGUAUGACUAGAUUUCCGCCUUGUAUCAUUUCUGGAAAGCCACUAAUGGAUCUCAGUAACGCGUGGAUAUGUACUGUUUGUAGGCACUAUGUCGCGACAGAGCGUGAUGUUGUUAAUAUUAAUGCUUGCCCCUUGUGUCACAGCACAGUUACGUACAUGUAAUUCAUGAGUGUAAGUAUGCACAGUUCAAAUAUGACACAUCUUAUUGUUUACGUUCAUCAUAUAGAAAGCAUGUCACGUUUUCAUGUGUAUACACGUAGUUUGAAACAA